Messenger RNA from Zophobas morio, 3901 nucleotides. RefSeq names its product putative ATP-dependent RNA helicase TDRD12. The coding region runs from base 91 to 3837 and encodes 1248 amino acids. Gene Ontology annotation, biological process: germ-line stem cell division. The record is from RefSeq and is a predicted model, not a curated record. Gene Ontology annotation, molecular function: ATP binding; nucleic acid binding. The transcript has 11 exons. NCBI's taxonomy places the organism in Eukaryota, Metazoa, Arthropoda, Insecta, Coleoptera, Tenebrionidae.
GCCAAAUGUCAUUUCCCUCUUAUUAUUUUCCAAACCAAAACAAACCGUGUUUGAACCACGUUUUUCUCUUUACGCCGCGAAACACAAACAAUGGCUUCCGAAAAAGACUCCUUUGACAAAGACGCCAAAAAAUACAAUCCCGACCCCCUGGACGAAGGAAUGAUAGUGAAGCCCCACUGCGACUGCCCUUCCUGCGACCACUGGAUAAACAGCGCUGACUGGUGCCCCGAAAACCAGCUGAAAUUCGAAGGUACUAGGGCGAAGAGCCCCCACGAAAAAAUCCUGCAGCCGUUGCUGCGCUCGGAGAAACAUCCAGGGAAGAAACCCAAAAUAAACGUGUACAGUCCUGAGGAAGUGACAAAAUUUAAGAAACAAACUGCUUUUAGGACGCUGGUGCAUGGUGAGGUUAUCCCAAAACCUGUUGAAAAAGCUAGUGAGAGCUACUUUAGUAAAAAUAUUCAAAAUUCGUUGGAGACUCUCAAUUAUAGGUAUAGUGUGCCACUGCAGUCUUUCGCGUGGCCAGCGCUUUUCAGGCAGAUGAACGUCUUCAUGAUAGGGGGGCACCAAUCUGGAAAAACCCUAGCGUAUUUGCCUGCAGUGUGCUCAUUUUGUACUGCAGAUGACGAGAAAUAUAAAGAACUUGCCAAACAUAAGGGGCCUGUGGUCAUUAUCGUCUGUCCAAAUAGCAAGCAGUGUGAGGAAAUUUAUGAUCUAGUCAGGAAGUUGUGCAGCAACACAAGAACCAAAAUAAAAGUGUCUAUUGUUACAUAUCCCGUCACUAAUGUUCAUAGCACCGACAUUUUAAUAACAAUUCCUGAGUCUCUGACUCACUGUUUGAAAAGACGAAUUUUCAAUUUGAAAAGACUGUGCCAUCUGGUGUUGGAAGACGCUAGUGCUUUGUUAAAAAAUAGUGAAGACGUUAUUUAUCAGAUUCUACAAGUUACUGAUGAGAUGCUCGAACACAGACCUAACAGUGUUAAAGUUCAGUUAAUUGUUGCUUCAGACAAGUGGACAACGGAUUUAAAAAAACUGCUGAAGUCUCUUUAUGAAACUCCGUUGGUUUGUAUUGAAAAUAGUUUGGAGGCGGCGCUUUAUGGGAAUAUUCACCUUGAAGUUAAAUUUUUGCUGGAGAGUCAAAAAUUGGCAUAUUUGGAAGGAAUUUUAAAAAACGAGUAUAGCGUUUAUCGGACUAUUGUUAUCUGUGAUAAGGAGGAAAUCAUGGAAGUUAAUAAAUGGUUAGUCCGUAAAGGUAUUGAUACAAUAGCGCUGUCAGACGAUUCGUGCGUGGAAGAAAUACAAUACUGUGAAUCUGAGUGGUCUUUUAUGAAAGGUGGCCAGAAUAAGGUCCUUUUGUGCACUGACUUUAUCUUUGAUUCUUUGCUGUCCGUGAAUGACGCAAUGUGGCUCAUCCAUUAUUCGUUCCCCACAACUUGGACAAAGUUCACCAAGAGAUUUAACGCCCUUUCGACCCAUUAUAAAAGCCCCUUGGAACCAAAUAAGGACGCAAUUCGCUGCAAGAGUUUCGUCCUAAUUGACGAAACUUGCGAGAAACAAAUGCCGAAAAUUCUAAACCUUCUCGGGCGCCUAACCAAAGAUUUCCCGUCGAACUACCAAGCCUACGCAGACGGAUUUCGCACCAAAAGCGAGCUGGAGAAAAUCGACCUCGGCGUCGAUCUCUGUGGGAGUUUGAAGCUGUUCGGUAGGUGCGCAAACACGCUAUGUCAGAAGCGCCAUCUAGUGAAGGAGGGAGUCGACACGACCGACGAUCUCCCCAAAAGCGGGAAAGUUCGAUUUAAGAUACUCAACAUGAAAGACGUUACGCAGUGCACGGUCCAAUUGGUCGAGCACGUGGAUCUUGAGGGGCGAACUACGAAGAUAAACGACGACGAUUUGAAAAAGCCGAUCGUCUAUACCGAAAAUGAGGAGAAAAGGCGGCCGGAAAAGAUCGAAGUGGGGAGGUUUUAUGCUCACUGCGACUACACCACAGAGGGGGAGGUGUACACUUUGUGUCACGUUGUCAGUACUGACAGGGAGAAAGUGGAAGUGAAGCUACAAACCGAACUGACGUUGCAGACAUUCAAGAAUAAGUUGUUUGAACUACCGGAAAGUAUUAAAAUCGUUGACGUAUAUUUCUGCAACUUAAUUCCGCCAUUUCACGACGAACACUUCUCUGGUAGAUCUUUCUACGUCGCUCACACCUCUCUGGCAAAUCACAACUACAAGAAACUACUCCUAACUGGAACAAUUUGUCUACAGUUAGACAGAACCUUAUGGUUGGACGACGUCGGGCAAAUCUUUAACGUUGGCGGCACUGACGUGGUCAAAUUUAAUUUAACCAGACACUUAAUUAACCUUCUGGUGGUAGAACCCUGCAAAGCUCAAGUCACGUCUUUGCAUAAGUUGUGCACACGGUGUGAUCUAGUGUUGCCAACUUACGUCAGGCAGGUCGCUAAAAAACCGGUCAAAACGAAAGACACUGAACCUCAGAGGGCCUUCCUGGACGGUAACGUCCACGAGGUGUUUCUGAGCUCGAUUGUUUCACCUGAUGAGUUUUACGUGCGUUUGGCGAAAUUUCACCCUCUGCUUGUAAAUCUAGAGAAGGAUAUUCAAAGGUCUGUUGAAACGGAAUUCCCGGACAAGACUCUUAAGGUCGAAAUUGGCAAGUAUUAUCUAGCUCCGGACCCUCGAGGAAAAGCCUACUCAAGAGUGAAGGUUUUGAAUGCCGAAAACGACAAAGUUUUGGUGUUUUAUGUCGACUACGGUGAUGAGGCAAUCGUCGAUGUUUCGUCUAUUAAAAUUUUACCGACUGGGUUUUUGACGAAAUUGCCUUUCCAAGCUAUCCAGUGUCGUUUGUAUGGGUUGAGUCCGUCGUUCGGGGAGUGGGACGAAGAAACGACUGAUGUCCUCUACAAGUACAUGCUAGAACCAGAAUCUGACGUUUUUCGUUCGUUGUAUGUAAGCGACGAAAGCAAAGAUGACUCAGAUAUGAUUAGAACAAAAGUCAAAUAUUCCGUGUUGUUGAAAGACGGAUACAGCGACAAAAACGUUUUGAUUAACCAACUAUUGUUAGAUUGUGGUUACGCGAUUUCAAUUUUUGACAAAAUUUACGAUUUCGAGAUACCAAAACCCCAGGAAGUGGAGGAUUCGGAGUCGGACGACGAACUUCAAGUGGACGACGUCCAAGAGGACGUGGAUGAGUUACUCGACGACGAUUUCGACCUAGAAGUUCAAGACCCUGAAGAGUUCUUUAAGAUGCUCGGUUUCACGGACUUCCAAAAAUUAACGUCGCCUCCGUCGCACCAAGCCGUUGAGUACAACACCAACCAGGCACCAAUCGAAUCGCUCGACGCAUGCGCAAGUCCGACCACUGAGCAGCCGCCUUACUUAACUCCAGAGGUCUAUUGGUCGCAAACUGACACCACUGUCAAGCUCAAAAUCAAGCUUAUCGGCGUCGAGGACUACAAAGUGAACUUAACUCGAAAGAAAAUAUUGACUUUCAGUACUACGCUGGAUGACAAGAAGUAUGGCUUGAAACUUAUCCUGCACAAACCGGUGGGGAUGGAGCGGCAUUGGGCGUCGGGGCAAGAGGUGAGGGUGCUCUUGAGUAAAGCGGAGGCGGUGGAUUGGGUCCAGUUGACGGGGACUUCGAAGAGGUUGAGGUACAUUCAUUACGAGAUUCCGGAUGCACAGUUGAAAGAAGUGAAGAGGAAAUUUCUUCAGCUGGAUAUAACGGACGAGGAGAGCGAUGGUGAAGAUGACGGGCUGAUGUACCACGAAUUUUCAGACCUGGAUAGCGAUUUCGACCAGGAGCUGGAGGAUUCUUCCGAUUUAGAUUAAGUUUUAUGUAAUUUUUAGUAUGUUACUUUUACAUAUUUUUAAUAAACGUUGAAAUGCUUAUUUA